AUGAAUUGGCUAUUGAUUUUAUACUUCCUUGUGACUGCAAUUGCAUUGCCCUUUGAAGAUGUUAUCCCCUUUGACCAAGAUGGACCUACAAAAGAGGAAGGGGCUUCGGUAGCAAGGACAUUGGUUAAUAGAGAAUCACUUGCUAGUGUUAGUACCAUCAAAACAUGGAAGCUGAAAGAUGGCGAAACAAAACAAUUGCCCGUUGUCAAUAUGGAAUACUACGCAGAUUGCGAUGAAGAUGGUGAUCCAUAUUGGUUAGUUAUAGAUGUUGGAGGUGCUAAUCAAAAUAUUAUCAAGGGACUGCCUUUCAGUUUUGCAAUUAGAGACGGGGAUCAUCCAGAUUGGGAAAAAGUUCCAUCAAAUUACCCCGGAAAACGUGAAGGAUCUAACGCGGGCUCGCCAAGAGUUCAAUUAACAGGUAGAUUGGAGUAUGUAAACUUUUUCAACCCAUUGGAUCCUCGUAGAUUAAAUUUGGAAAGAUGUUUUGUCAAGAGACACCCAGAUUCAACAUUGUGGCUUCCUGGAUCCAUCGUCUCCCCACACAAGUCUCAUUGGGUGAAGCUUAAAGUUGAAGGUGUGUACAUCAUCGGUGGAUUUGGUGACACAGCAUAUAUUGGUGACAUUGAACCGGAAUUGUACCAUGCUGCAGAGAUCAUACCACCUUCAGACGGUGAUGAAGGAAGGGGAGAGUAA
Messenger RNA from Lodderomyces orthopsilosis Co 90-125, 693 nucleotides. RefSeq names its product CREG family protein. Lineage: Eukaryota; Fungi; Ascomycota; Pichiomycetes; Serinales; Debaryomycetaceae. The record is from RefSeq and is a predicted model, not a curated record. The transcript has a single exon. Bases 1 to 693 code for a protein of 230 amino acids.